ACGAACCCCGAAUUUCGCCGUUCCGGCGUCUGGAAUCUUAAGAUCAAUGUCCUGGGGUGUCAAGAGCGACGAAUCUGAGAGAAGGGAAAAUGAAGCCAACAAGUUUCAGAUUUGGGCUGCUCUUCCUGGUUCAAUUGAAAUUUCGAUUCAUCUAGCGCUGCUCUUGAAGAACAAAGCUCGUACUUAUGGCGGCAGCGCCGCCGGCAAUCGACAGCAGCAACGACACGGUCUUGACCGCUGCCUCACCCCCCCCACCCCGCGAAGCCAACAGCCUUGGCUGCUAGUCUGGGGUAUCGUAUGGACACGCCACCAAAAUCCCAACGUGGGCAUAAUAAGCCUAAAUGUAAACAAUGCGGUAAUGUUGCUCGUUCAAGGUGUCCAUUUGAAUCAUGCAAGAGCUGCUGUUCAAGAAAUCAAAAUCCAUGUCAUAUUCAUGUGUUGAAAGCAAAUUCAACUAUUCCUGACAAGUCACCAUCUUCUAGUGCUGCUCCACUUGAACAGCAAUCCUCUGAACCAUCUGCAUCAUCGAAUUCAAGUAGAGUUGCAUCCCUUAGACAACUUUCCAACAGUUUUACCCAGUUCAAUAAUUUACAUGUUUCACUUCGGUCAAGGAAGCCACUAACUAGGAAGGAUGCUGCAAUCAUUAAUAAAUGGAGAUUGUCCAAGUUAAAGGAAUAUACGGAGAGAGACAUUGAAGUAGAAAAUGAUGCUUUUGACAGAUACAUGCAAAAUGUAGUUUUACUGGAAGAAGUUCUAUCUGUGGAGUCCCUGGAAGACAAUUCACCUUCUGCAUUGGUAUUUAAUCUGACUUCAACUGGGAACAGCGAGAUGAUGAUCCCAUGGUUGAACUUGCUUCUAAGAUCUAACUCAACAAGAAGCGAUAGUGUGAGAAAUAGAAUAAGACAGAUUGUGGAUGAGGGACUAAAGAAGCUUCUGAAGUGCGCUGUUAACGGUGACGUUGAAGAACCAAAUGAAGCAUCAAAAAGGCCAAAAAUUUUGAGGACUGAAAGGUUAUCAGAUAUAAGUGAUCUUUGUGAUAAAAUUAAUAAAGCUAGGAACGAGGACGAUUUGAAAUCAUGCUUGGGAAUGAAGUCUCAACUCAUCAACUUGGAUGAAGGCUCGAGGAAACCGGAAUUUGAAGACAAAGAAACGCACAAGCAGACUGUAGAAGGUGAUUUGGCAUCAGCGGAAGAAUUAGAUUAUUUCUUGCCAAAAUUGGCUGUUGCUGGAGAAAUUGAUCAAGAAACUCUCAACAACAUAGACAAACACUUUGGUUCCCUUGAGCAUGUCGAUCAGUUGUGAGGCUAGAUUUGUGAAUACUUAGGCUUCAGCUAGAUAAAUAGAAGUCUAUGUUGUAUUAUUUAUUGCAUUAUAAUAUGGAGACCGCUGCUUCAUCUUGUUUGGCAACGUCACGUUUAUAGUUCCGUUAUCUACUUGUAUGUUGCCUCUAAUGCUGUAAUGUGGUGUUAUCUGCCAAAUGACGCUGCUUUAGUUGUCUUUAUGGUAUUGCCCACCCCCCCUCCUGGCGCCAACACAAGAAAGUUGAAUCAGUAUCACUAGUUGGGAAACGGUACAUGUUCAUUCUGGUCGUGGUUGACGGCAGAACAAGCAAGAACGAUGCACAAUGUAUGCACACUUGAGCAGAAGGGUGAUUGUGUCUGCUGCCGGAUGGUCACUUCGAGGUUGAAAGAUAAAGGCCCCUGAUACUGUCUCCCUCAUUCCAAGCUGGAACACCUCCAUAGGCUCUGGGAUUUAUGACUUGCUUAAAAUUUGACUUCUGAAGGGAAUGCGUAAAGCUGCUUACUGUCGUAGGACACCCUCAUUGAGCGAAGAUAAUGGGUCAAUGACAACACCCAAUAAAGGUGAUGAAAAAGCCGGCUGUAACGUACGCCAACUCUGUCUCUGGAUUGCCCUGCUCACCAUAUUUCAAGUGAAGAAACCCAUUGGAAUAUGUGCUCUCCACUCAUUUUCUCUCUCUAACGCUGGACAAAUAAAGGGGAAAACCUUCAAUCAUGGAUGCUAUUAUCGUCAGCAAUGUGCGAUAGCUUGAUCCACUGGAAGCCGGGUGCUUAAAAUUUAAUUAUAUGUGCUGUGGCAGCCUUUCGUUUUGGUUAAAUCUAGUUUGACUUUGGAAGAAAUAAACAGAUAAACAAUCGAUUCAAACGACUAUUUGGUUUUCUACAAUGGGGAUCCAAAGGCACAAGCCGUUGAGACCAUUGCCACAGAAUUCCAUCUUCUUGUAUAUUUUGCUUUGUGGGUUUUCUUAAUGGACAAGUGCUUUUUCCUUGGCUUUAUUCUUC
Messenger RNA from Prosopis cineraria, 2300 nucleotides. RefSeq lists its product as uncharacterized. The transcript is spliced from 5 exons. The record is from RefSeq and is a predicted model, not a curated record. Bases 298 to 1302 code for a protein of 334 amino acids. NCBI's taxonomy places the organism in Eukaryota, Viridiplantae, Streptophyta, Magnoliopsida, Fabales, Fabaceae.